GCUGCCUGAUGGGCCAAAAAAUCUGGGCAGUGGCUACGGGCAUCGGGGAACGACCAUCGACCAUCAGCACGGGGGAACGAGGACGGGGUCGGGACGAGCGCAACAGAGUCCAGACCUAACCGCCCGCACCGCACCAGACCUCCUCCUGCCGCCGGCGUGCCGCCGCUCUUGCCGCCGGCGAGCCGCCGCUCCUGCCGCUCCUGCUGCCGGCGAGCCGCCACUUGGUGAUGGACUCGUGAUGCAUCGGUCAAGGAGCUUGGGAAUUCUUGUUUCUCUCUACUUGUUGAUGAGUCUCGUGAUGCAUCGGUCAAGGAGCAAAUGGCUGUGAUGAUUAGGUUUGUGAACAAUAAAGGAGCGGUUUUGGAAAGAUGAUUUCAGUGAUUUCAGUGAUGGAUAGUAUUUCUCAUGAUGGGAUAGAUGCCGAGGAGAGAGGUUUGGCUUCAGGUUAUAUGAUAAACAUGGAAACCUUUGAGUUUGUUAUUAUCUUGCAUUUGAUGCUUCGAGUGCUUGGUAUAAAAAAUGAUCUGUCACAUGCUUUGCAACAAAAGGAUCAGAACAUUGUGUGCGCCAUGAAUAUGAUUGUCUCGGUGAAGUGUCUAUUGCAGAAAAUGAGAGAUGAUGGAUGGGAGCCUCUAUUGCUUGCUGCUACUAAUUUCUGUAGGGGAAGAAAUAUUGCAGUGCCGAAUAUGGAUGACAAUGUGUAUGCUAGAGGCUAUCCAAGGAGCUCACGUAAGAUGGUUACUUGCUUACAUCAUUACAAGGUACAAAUAUUCAAUGAGGUGCUUGAUAGAAACAUAGCUGAGAUGAACAACAGGUUUGGUGAAACUUCUACACGCCUAUUAAGGUGCAUUGCAUGCCUUGAUCCUAAAGACUCAUUUAGCAGAUUUGAUAAUGAAAAGCUAGUUGAGCUUGCAACUAUGUAUUUGGUUGAUUUCUCUUCUCAUGAUUGCUAUGUCUUAAGUGACCAACUCAACAUAUACAUUGAUGUCAUGAAGAGAAGUUCUGAGUUUCUAGCUUGUGAUACUCUAAGUGGUCUUGCUAUUAAGUUGGUUCAAACUGGACAUCAUUUGACCUUUCCAUUGGUAUAUCAUCUGAUUACUCUUGCAUUGACAUUCCCUGUGGCAACAACAUCAGUUGAGAGAGUUUUUUUAGCCAUGAACAUUAUAAAGACACAUCGCAGAAACAGGAUUGGUGAUGACUGGCUCAAUGAUUUGAUGAUUUGUUAUGUUGAGAAAGAGAUAUUUGCAAAAGUUCAUGACAAUCAGAUUAUGCUUCGCUUCCAUUCAUACAAGGACCGUCGAGGUCAUCUACCUCAACGUUUUAGCCUUCCUAGCUUCAACAUAACUUAGUGGUAUGCUACAUUUCCUCCAUUUCUAUGUAUUUUCGAGUUUUUAGUGAUUGUACUUCAUGAAUCAUAAAUAUUGAAGCUUGUGGAGUAUUUGUUUUGCUAUAUAGACUCCCUUUUGUGCAACAAAAAAAUUAAUCCAUUUUUGUUCGCCCCACCUCGGCUCAAUUCCUGGCUCCACCAC
Molecule: messenger RNA, 1529 nt
Organism: Lolium perenne
Lineage: Eukaryota; Viridiplantae; Streptophyta; Magnoliopsida; Poales; Poaceae
Source: RefSeq, a predicted model, not a curated record